Messenger RNA from Cygnus olor (mute swan), 4312 nucleotides. It is a transcript of the gene PWWP2B, whose product is annotated as PWWP domain containing 2B. Gene Ontology annotation, cellular component: nucleoplasm; nucleus. The transcript has 3 exons. Lineage: Eukaryota; Metazoa; Chordata; Aves; Anseriformes; Anatidae. Bases 1925 to 3706 code for a protein of 593 amino acids. The record is from RefSeq and is a predicted model, not a curated record.
GGGCAAGAAGGGAAGCCUGCGUGGUGGGCCUUUGCUCCCCCGGGUGCUGUAAGCUGCUGGCGUCGCGUCCUCCCAGGCGCGGCGGGCGAGGCCGAGCACGUGGUGGGAGCGGGCCGUGGGCAGGCACCCGCACGGCUUUGCUGCGGCGCGGGGUGGGCUGAAGAGGGAGGGGGUGGCCGCUGCCGUCCUGCAGGCGGCCCGUUGGGCAACGCUGGAACUUGCCGCGCGCGCUGUCGCUGCGCUCUGCUAAGUCCGUUCCUCUAGACAGGGAGCUGCACGGCGUCUGGGCUCAUGCGGACGUCUAAAUGCAUUUUCACCGCAGUGAUGGCGUUUUUGAUAACGAGGCUCGGUAAUUCUGUUGUAACUGAACUCGUAAUGAAUUGGUUUUUUAAUUAUGCGCGAGUAUAAAUCGGAGGACGGUGUCUUCUGUUCCAAGGGGAGGCUGGAUUGAGGUAACCUAAUCCAUUUGCCUGUGUCUGCCCCAGAAAUGGGGAUUACGAGCGGGGCGAGAUCUCAUUCAGCGGUACGUCCUGAUGCUUGUAAUGCCUGCGCAAACGCUCAUGCCCCUAAAACAAGAACUCUCGCAUCGUCAUUUUAGAUGGAUGGCUUUCAGCGUGCGGAAUCAAUAGUAACUGUAAGUAGAUAUUGGAAAUGCGUGAAUUGCAUCCAGAUGUGAACAAAAGUCAGGGUGUUGUAGGGAAGGCUGGUGAAAUGUGUGUUUCUCCUUGAGGUAAAAGUAAGCUUCUGUUGGAAAGCAAAGCGUGUCAAACGAAGCAUUUCUUGGUACGCAGGAGGUGGAAGAGCACCGAGGCGAAAUCCUCUUGCAGCGCCGUGCCCGUACAGGAGGCAGCGUCAGGCUGGGGCACGGCUGCGGCUCCGAGGGGACGGGACCGUGGAGCACGGCCCUGCAGCCCGGCCUGGGGAGGCCUCGCGCCUCCCCGCGCAUCUCGUGUCUGUGGGAUGGGCAGUGCUGAGGCACAGAAACUGAAAGCGUCCCGGGUGGGAGGGGGCGGCUGCUCCUGCCGGCUCCUGGCAGCCUGCUCUGUGCCCCUUGCCUGCGGGCCAGGCGUCCUGCGGGGGGGGAGCAGUCGAGAAAAGAGCAGAGCCCUCCUUGCUCUCUGCCCCAAAACAGGCUUGGCAGGGAGACUGGGAAGGGAAGGGUUUCUCAGGAAGGCUGCUGGUUUAGCCUUCGGAGCUGCUUCCAGUGUGAACAAAAGGGAGCGGAGGCCGGCGGUGGGCAGCAGCGGUGACACGCGGCCGCUGGGAGCAGGCUGCUGGCCACGGCGCGGAGCUCGGGGCUCGCUGCAGCGAGGGCCCCUUUCAAGCAGAGGCACCGACCCCUGCCCCAAGAGGGGGUGCUGGCCUGGCCUCGAGGGCCACGCGGGCUGAGCUGCGGGCGGCCGAGGGCAUCAGGCUGCCGCUUGUCCUCCCCUCGGGGGUCAGCGCGAGCCCGGAGCUGCCCGACCGAAGGGAUGGGGGCGCCCUGGCCCCAGCCCCCCUCGUGUCCUUCACGGAAACUUGCUGUCCGUCGCGCACUGAAGCUGACCCACGUGCCGUGCCCCCGCCAGGCACCGGGUCCUGGGGCGGGAGGUGGGGGCUGCCUGCGCCCCGACAGGCUGCGGGCAGCGGGCCGGAGCAGGGCUCCAGGAGCAGGGGAGGCCGGGCUUGUGUGCACCUGCAGAGCGGGGGAAGGUUCCUCUUGUGCUGUUCUCUGAGGCGGCCAAACUGGACGGUUUCAUUGCACGAAAUAACCAAAAUUUAUAGGCAGAGCUUCCGAAGUGAUACCGCUCCCAGUUGUUUUAUCGACUGUGCUGACAUCUUUGGCUGUACAAAGUGUGCUUGCUCGCUUGGUUGUCAUUUGAAAGACACCUACGUUCUCGAUUGUCUCUGUUUAAAAAGAAAAAAAAAAUCUUAGAACAAAAUUAUGUUCCAAACUUUGCGGUUUCAGCAGUUCAAUCCUCUCGACUCACUAGCAGUCCAACGUGGAGCUCCCCGGUCUGUCGUUCAGACUGUGCUCUUGCUUUCUUACUCUUUGAGUGAUGGGAAAGGACGUCUCGUGUUAGGGCCCAGGUCUGGGUUGUUUUGUCUUCCAUCCUCCCUCCCAAAGCAAGAGGAGCCUCCUGCCGGCGCCUGCACUAAUGGGGUUCCUGACGGCGGAGAUCCUGCGCAGGGCGAGAAGGAGCCGCAGCCGGCCGCUGGAAAGCCUCCCAAAGGCAGCGGUGAUGAGCAAGUGCCCCCGCUCCUGCCCCCGCCGCCGCCCGGCAGCCUCCCUCCCUACCCGCCCUACUUCGAGGGAGCUCCCUUUCCUCGCCCGCUGUGGCUGCGGCACACGUACAACCAGUGGGUUCCUCAGCCGCCACCACGGACUAUAAAGAGGACGAGGAGGCGUUUGUCACGGAACAGAGACCCGGGAAGGCUUAUCAUGAGCACUAUCAGGCUGCGGCCCAGGCAGGUGCUUUGUGAGAAGUGUAAGAACACUCUGAACCCCGAGGAUGAAAGCACGGCUAGGCAGAACGCUAAAACAAGGAGGAAGCUAAACAUUCAGGACAAGGAGCAGAAAAAGCACAGUGACUCUGACUACACGGAGAAAAGGAACAAAAGAGAAAAGAGAGAGGACGACAAAUUUUCUGGGGAGCUAGUGCAUCGAACGCCAGUUAUAAAAAUAUCCUACAGUACUCCACAAGGAAAAGGCGAAGUUGUAAAAAUCCCUUCCCGGGUUCACGGCUCAGUCAAACCGUUCUGCCCGGAGCGAAUACUGCAGAACGGAGAGGAGGACCAAGAGGAGAUCGGAGACUCCGAACGAUGUCGAGAAACCAAAUGUUUAAUGGACAAGUCAGCAGGCAGCCAGCUUGCUUCCAUUCCAAAACUGAAGCUCACGCGGCCGGUGCAUUCCAAUGCGGAUGUUCCACCUCCAAAGAUAAGGCUGAAGCCCCAUCGCAUAAAUGAUGGUCAGAGCGUUUCAAUUUAUAAAGCAGAACUUAUCGAUGAAAUAAAUGUCCUUCAGAACAGCAGGGAGACCAACCCUGCUGCAUUUUACAACGAUGAAUCCACAGACAGGGGUUUAGCUGAGAUCUCUUCAGGGAGUUCAGGUGAAGAUGAUGACUUUAAAAGGUUUCCCCAAGGUAAAGAUGGACACGAUAACUUGGCUUUCCUUAUGAAUUAUCGGAAAAGAAAAGCAGAUUCUUCUAGUUUAUCGGUGUGUAGUAACGACAGUCUAGAUGAAUCCAAGUCUUCUAGUUCAGAAGUAACAUCACCAGAAAUGUGUGACUUUUUACCUGGUGAUGAUGCAUCUGUCUCUUCAUCUUCAAAAGAUGAGCGUAAAAUUGUGCCACCGUUAACAGUUAGACUACAUACCCAAAGCGUGUCUAAAUGCGUCACCGAAGACGGAAGAACUGUUUCAGUGGGGGAUAUUGUUUGGGGUAAAAUUCAUGGAUUUCCAUGGUGGCCAGCACGUGUUCUUGACAUAAACCUUAGCCAGAAGGAAAACGGGGAACCUUCGUGGCGAGAAGCCAAAGUGUCAUGGUUUGGUUCUCCAACGACUUCAUUCUUAUCUGUUUCAAAACUCUCCCCUUUCUCUGAGUUUUUCAAACUGAGAUUUAAUCGCAAGAAGAAAGGGAUGUAUCGGAAAGCUAUCACAGAAGCUGCGAAGGCAGUAGAGCAUCUGACUCCAGAAAUAAGAGAUCUCUUAACACAGUUUGAAACAUAACUUUGUCACCAGUAUCAGGUAACAGAAGAUAAGAGCACAGCUGUUCUCCUAGAGUGUCACGAAGUCUAAACAUCCUGACUUGCUCCCCAGGAGAAUCUGGAGGUUGCCAUGCACAUGACAGGAGGACGGGUUUCCUUGUCAGAUUGCACUGCUUAUCAUCCGUGAAAGGUGACAGGCACCUGGACGUGGAGCUAGGCGGCUCUUCUGGUGUGAGGCUGGCAGGAAAGUCUUAAGGAUUCCUUAACCUAAGAUGAGAAUUUGACAAGUCAUACGGCAAUGAAGUAGGAGAACAGCAAAAACCGCAACUUGGAAUGUAUUUAUUACCUAAAAGUUAGCUAUUCUUGAUAAAACCCCAAAAAUUAUUGCUGCUGCUUUAUUUUACUUACAGAUUUCACAAACUUGUUAAUUUUAAAGCUACCAAACUUUUACUCAAUACUGUAUUCUGAGAAAUGUAAUUGGAGCAGGACAUGCAAUAGAACGAAAUCAUUGUAGUGUCUUAAGUACAAUGGACUCACUUUUGUGUCUAUUAAAACUUGGAAAAUGUGCAACACAUAACAAUGGGGCUAUCAUUGCAUAUAUUAAAGCUUUUUAAUGUCGUUUAUUGCA